Brachypodium distachyon (stiff brome) is the source of this 1547-nucleotide messenger RNA. Its product is annotated as protein PELPK1. Lineage: Eukaryota; Viridiplantae; Streptophyta; Magnoliopsida; Poales; Poaceae. The transcript has 4 exons. The coding region runs from base 72 to 1331 and encodes 419 amino acids. The record is from RefSeq and is a predicted model, not a curated record.
AACCCCUGCUAUCUCUCCCACACCCAAACCACGCUAGCUGCAGUCACACACUCACACGGACGACCAGCAAAAUGGCAUCGAGAAACACUGCCAUCUUCCUCCUCGGGCCGCUCCUCUUCUGCGUCGCCAUGAGCAGCGCCGCGAGAAUCCUAGAGGAGGUUGCCGCUCCAUCGAAGGACAAGGAACACCUUCCCGAGCUGCCGACGCUGCCCAAGGUUGAGCUGCCGCCGUUACCGGAGGUGCACCUGCCGCCUAAGCCCGAGCUGCCCAAGGUCGAGCUGCCGCCGUUCCCGGAGUUUCACCUGCCGAGUAAACCCGAGCUGCCCAAGGUCGAGCUGCCGCCGUUCCCCGAGUUUCACCUUCCAUCCAAGCCAGAGCUGCCCAAGGUGGAGCUCCCGUCGAAGCCCGGCGUCCCCGAGUUCCACUUCCCGGAGCCGGAAGCCAAGCCAUCACGCAGAGGCAGCCAUCUCUCCCACACUCAUCCAAACCACACUGCUAGAGCUAGCUGCAAGACAUCCAAAGUAUCCAGCAAUAUGGCACCGAGAAACAAUGUCAUCUUCCUCCUUGGGCUGCUCCUCUCGUGCGUCGCCACGAGCGGCGCAUCGAGAAUCCUGGAGGAGGAGGCGAUCAAGGAAGCAGAGCACACUCCACACCUUACGGUGCCGGAGCUGCCAUCGCUGCCCAAGGUUGAGCAGCCGCCGUUCCCGGAGGUACACCUCCCGGCCAAGCCAGAGCUGCCACCGUUUCCGGAGGUGCACCUUCCGGCAAAGCCAGAGCUGCCCAAGGUCGACCUUCCUCCGUUUCCGGAGGUGCACCUUCCGGCCAAGCCAGAACUGCCCAAGGUGGAGCUGCCGCCGAAGCCUGAGAUGCCCGAGUUCCACUUCCCGGCAUCAGCCUGCUAUCUCUCCCACAUCCAAACCACACUGCCAGAGCUAGCUCUCGCUGCAAGCCUGCAAGACAUCAUCCAAUUAGUGACAGCAGCUGCCAAUAUGGCAACGAGAAGCACCAUCAUCUUCCUCCUCGGGCUGUUCCUCUCGUGCGUCGCCAUGAGCGCCGCAGCGAGAAUCCUGGAGGAGGAGGCCACUGCUCCCAAGGUCGAGCUGCCGACGUUCCCGGAGGUGCACCUCCCGGCCAAACCAGAGCUGCCGAAGGUUGAGCUUCCCCCGUUUCCGGAGGUGCACCUUCCGGCCAAGCCAGAGCUGCCCAAGGUGGAGCUGCCACCGUUUCCGGAGGUGCACCUUCCGGCCAAGCCAGAGCUGCCCAAGGUGGAGCUGCCGCCGAAGCCUGAGAUGCCCGAGUUCCACUUCCCGGUGCCGGAGGCCAAGCCAUGAGCCCAGAGCCCUGGAUUGUCUUCGCUUGUGUUCUCCCUACAUGUUUGUGUAUCUGUUGCUCGUGUUAUGCCAUCGUUGUGAUAGUUAGGGUUUUCGACGAGUCGCGCGAGUGAUGCGCGCGCUGGCGUGUCUACUUAGCUUGGAUAUAUGUAUGUACGCAGCGGUGCCAUGUUUACUCUGGUUUAUACAAAAAUAGUUAUGAUCUGAUCAUUCUCA